UGAAUUUUAUUUUAAAUGCAUUUAUUUGUUGUUACUUUUCAAAAUCAGACCUUUGACUUUAAAUCGCAUAACACUACAUUUCCUAUGACAUCAUGUCAGGACUUCCGUGUUCGCGUUUGAAUCUGCCAAGAAGGUGCAUGCGGUAAACAUCCGUAAGGUUAUUUAACUUUCGGCAUAACAAAAUAGUGAUGUCUGAACUAAAACCUUGUAAGGUGUGUAAUUUUACGCGACAACAAUCAUACGGUUUGGUUGUUCCUUCUUUGGACCAACUAAAGAUUAAAGGAAGCGAAUCUCUUGGGUUUAGCCCAAGUACCUCCGUCUCUGUGGUAUUAGAAGAUGAUGGGACAAUAGUUGAAGAUGAGGCCUAUUUCUUGUGCUUACCUACAAACACAAAGUUUAUGCUCUUGCAUGAAAAAGAGACGUGGGCCCCACUACGAAGAAUUGAUGGCGGCACAGCUUGGAUGACCAGGGAGUCUGUGAAUCUUGAGAGCGAUGCUGUGGACAGCUCAAUCAGUGGCAUCGAGCCCUGGUUCUACCUGGCCCAGCAACUCAAGAAGGACCUGGCCAGCAUCAUACUGAUGUCGGAGGCAGAUUUACAAACCCUAGUGGACGUGCCUUGUUUAGAGCUGGCCUCAGCCCUGGGCUUCCCGGAGAGGAAGGCGCUGAAUCUCCAGGACACUCUACAGAGAGUGUUGGACCGAAGGGAGGAAGAGCGACAGUCCAAGGAAUUGCUCCAGCUCUACCUCAAGGCAGUGGAGAGAGAAGACAGUCAAGAGGCAGAGCCUAGAAAUGACGGGUCAGGUGAUGUGGAUGUGACAGACGGGCUGGCGGUGGAUUCGGCAUCAGGAUUCAUGUCCAGAACGCUGAUGGUCCUCAAGGGUAAAACAAGCCCUGAGACCAGGCUCUCCAAUGAGGAGCUGCAGAUGGUGGUGAACAAAGGUGCACGGGCCAUGGAGCAAGUCCUGGGCUGGGACUCUGAGAGGACAUUGGCGCUGCUGCAGGCAUGCGAGGAGCAACUGAGCAGGCGGCUCCAGCAGGUUCAGGCCAUGCAGUACCUCCGUAGCCACACACAACAACAGGCCAGCACGCAGCCCUCAGACAAGAGCCAAGCCACACAAGCCAAGCGCAGCAAGUAAGGAGUAGGGGGAAGUUGCCCCUACACGCUGAUCUUGGGUGAGUUUAGCGUUUUCCCACUUAUGGUUAGGAUUAGGGAAGGGGAAACUGAUCCUAAAUCUGUACCUAGGGAAACUUCACCCCGGAGCCAGCUAAUAAUACCCCUCUGUCUCUGACCACAGAACACAGACUAUCUGCCUUAAGACUGAGACGAUAAGUCACUUUGGUAUUGAUAUAUGCCGCCCUCCGUAAGUAUUUGGACGGUAAAGCAUUUUUUCUUGAAAUCGAACAAUGACCAUGAGGUUAAAGUGCACACUGUGAGCUGUAACUUGAGGGUAUUUAUCUAUAUCGGGUGAACCAUGUAGAAAUUCCGUCACUUUUUCUACAUGGUCCCCCCCAUUUUAGAGGACCAAAAGUAUUGGGACAAAUUCCCUUAUUUGUGCGUUAAAGUAUUUGGUCCCAUAUUUGUAGCACACAAUGACUACAUCAAGAUUGGGACUACAAAUAUGUUGGAUAAUCCUGACUGAAUUGUGAAUAAUGAUGAGUGUGAAAGUUACAGAUGCAAAAAUAUCAUGCCCCCAAGGCAUACUAACCUCUCACCAUUAUAAUAACAGGGGAGGUUAGCAUUUUAUAUCAUACCCCCAAAGCAUACUAACCUCUCACCAUUAUAAUAACAGGGGAGGUAAAAAAAAAAAUGGGGGGGGGGGUGUGUGAUAUUUGUGCGUCUAACUUUCUCACUCAUCAUUGUUCACGUUUCAUUCAGGAUUAUCCAUAAUCAUGGUAGCAUCCACAUUAAUGUAAAAGUGUUAGAAAUUCAGAAACAAAUUGUGUUUUUAUUUACAAUAAAAAUGACUCAAGUGACACAAUACAUUAUUUACCAUUCAUUUCUAAUGGGCACAAAAUAAUCUGAAACACUACCAAAGCAAAUGCAUCCAACAAGUUUGUAGAGUCGAUGUAAUUAUUGCGUGCUAGGAAUAUGGGACCGAAUACUAAACUUUUGACUACUUUAAUAAACAUAUAAGUGAAUGUGUCGUAAUACUUUUGGUUCCCUAAAAUCGGGGGACUAUGUACAAAAAGUGCUGUAAUUUCUAAACGGUUCACCCGAUAUGGAUGAAAAUAACCCCAAAUUAAAUCUGACAGUCUGCACUUUACCUCAUAGUAAUUGCUUGAUUUCAAGUCCAAACUUUGAGUAUAGAGCCAAAAUAAGAAUAAAUGCUUCACUGUCCCAAUAAUUAUGGAGGGCACUGUAUAUCGCCUCCUGGUAUCAAUAAAUGCUCAUAAACGCUGACAUUAUUUGCCAAAUGGAUUGGUGCCCCUUUUGUGAGUAAACCACAUGAUGGCUAUCUCUUUAGGGACAUUAAGUAGAAGUGUUAUUAGCAUAGGUAGAUGUUAAUGACAGAACAAUUAGGGAUGGACCAACUGUGUGACCCUUUUGAUAUGUUGUCUUGGUCUACUUCUCCGGUACUUUACCUACUCAGGAGAAAAGUGUGACACAAUACCUGAUUCUUGCCCCUGGAAGCUGUAACAAAAUUAUGGUUGAUGUUAACUUAAAUUGUAAGCAAAUACCUUGGACAAUCCAUUUGUGGUCAAAGAUUGGUAACCCAGUGAUCUGUUGACAUUAUAUUUAAUCCUAUUUUCCUGAAGAUUUAAAAUGAGAGCUAAUCAUUCCAUUCCUGUCAAUUUUGUAUACUGAAUCAUUGAUAUGCCUCCUAAAACCUUGCCAAAUACUUAGCCUAUUUCUUCGGCCUACUUUGCUUUCCCUUUUAGUUAAUUCCUCUUUUUUUUUACUGCUCUGCAUGUUAUUAACCAAUAUACAUAAAAUAUAACUUAGAAUUGAUUCUUUUUGGGAAACAACCAGAAUUGGUUUAUCUAUCUGUACUUAAACCCUGUAUAUUUAGGAAUGUUAAUGUAAGAAAGGAUAUCAGAUUUGAUAUGUAAUUGUGAUGUAAGCGUGCAUCCGUGCAGUGUGGGCCCAUGUCAGCUAUCUGGUUGUAUUGACAGGACAUCCUUGUUAAUAGGACAGACUUAAAGGGCUGUAACAUCACAUUUGAAACCAAUUGUUUACAACAAGGACAUGGGGGCAGCAAGGAGGCACAUGUCAUGACAAUGAGAUGUCAACAGAAAAGUGUAUUCAAGGCAUUUAUGGUGACAAACGGAUGGGGAAACAUGUUAUCUUCACCUGUAUUAUGAUGUGAUUAUUGUACUCCACGUGAAUAUUAAUUGAAAUGCUCUUAAGUCCGUUACGCACUCGUUAUUGCUUCCAAUGUUCCUUGAAAGAAAAAGGUGUGUUCGGUUUGAAAUGGUGCAUCUUGGGAGCCCUCUGUAUGAAAUGAAUGAACAUGUACGUACUGUACAUAUAUUUUAUCAUUGAGCCACAGAGUUGUGUAAUCAAAGUUUUGCAUUGUGAUUCAUGAGGCUUUUUUUUUUAUGGAACUGUUUAAAAUGGAACUGACGUGGCAAGCGGAGUGUGUUAAAAGUAUGACAGCUUUUCUACAAUAAAGCGCACAAUCCUAA
Messenger RNA from Salmo salar (Atlantic salmon), 3627 nucleotides. It is a transcript of the gene dffa, whose product is annotated as DNA fragmentation factor, alpha polypeptide. Gene Ontology annotation, biological process: regulation of apoptotic process; apoptotic process. Lineage: Eukaryota; Metazoa; Chordata; Actinopteri; Salmoniformes; Salmonidae. The record is from RefSeq and is a predicted model, not a curated record.